AUGGUUCUCGAGCGCCUUCAACAGCUGACCCAUCAGGUCCAAGCUACUUCUCCCCCUCCUCACCCUUUAGACCCUCUCUCGACGGUGGAAAUCGACGCCGCUGUCGCCCUUAUCCGCAAGGAAUACGGCAAGGUCAACUUCAAUGCGGUCACCCUGUAUGAGCCCCGCAAGGCGGAGAUGAUGGCAUGGCUGGAGAACCCGCAGAAGGCUCCCCGUCCCACUCGUGCGGCCGACGUCGUUGCCAUUGCGCCGGGCGGCAAGGUCUACGAUGGAAUUGUCGACCUUGAUGAGAAGAAGAUCGUGAGAUGGGAACACACGCCUGGCGUGCAACCUUUGAUCACCAUGGAAGACUUGCAGGAGGUCGAGUCGAUUGUUCGCAAGGACCCCAAGGUCAUUGAGCAGUGUGCGAUCAUCGGCAUUCCGAAGGAGGAUAUGUACAAGGUUUACUGUGAUCCUUGGACAAUCGGCUACGACGAGCGCUUUGGAAAUGGUGUCCGUCUGCAGCAGGCUCUCAUGUACUACCGUCCGCACAUUGACGAUUCUCAAUACACGUAUCCUCUGGACUUCUGCCCUAUCUUUAACGCGGAGACCAAGCAAGUCAUUCAUAUCGACAUCCCGCCGGUGCGGAGGCCCAUCAGCAAGGCGCCUCCCAACAACUACCACCCGGCUUCAAUUGAGAAAGAGGGCAGUUACAGGACAGAUAUCAAGCCCAUUCACAUCACGCAGCCAGAGGGCGUUUCUUUCGGCAUCAACGGACGUACUAUCGACUGGCAGAAGUGGAACAUUCACGUUGGUUUCAACUACCGUGAGGGUAUCGUCUUGAACAACAUCACCUUCAAUGACAAUGGAAAUGUCCGUCCUGUGUUCUACCGUCUGUCUCUUGCGGAGAUGGUCGUCCCCUAUGGAAACCCUGAGCACCCUCAUCAGCGCAAGCACGCUUUCGACUUGGGAGAGUAUGGUGGUGGCUAUAUGACCAACAGUCUGUCCCUCGGCUGCGACUGCAAGGGUGCUAUCCACUACAUGGAUGCUGCUUUUGUCAACCGCGCAGGUGCUAGCACCAUUGUCAAGAACGCCAUCUGUAUUCACGAAGAAGACGCCGGCAUUCUCUUCAAGCACACUGACUUCCGCGAUGAGUCUGUGAUUGUAACCCGUGGUCGGAAGCUAGUCAUCUCCCACAUCUUCACUGCCGCCAACUACGAGUACUGCGUCUACUGGAUCUUCCACCAGGAUGGUACUAUCCAGCUCGAUAUCAAACUCACCGGUAUUUUGAACACCUACGCCAUGAACCCUGGCGAGGACACCAAGGGCUGGGGAACUGAGGUCUACCCUGGCGUCAACGCACACAACCACCAGCACCUCUUCUGUCUGCGUGUGGACGCCAACGUCGACGGACCCAACAACACGGUCUUCCAAGUCGACGCAACUCGCAGUGAAGCCGAGGUCGGAAGUGCAGAGAACCCGUACGGAAACGCAUUCUACGCUAAGAAGACGAAGUACACUACGCCUCUCGAAGCAAUGUCCGACUAUGACGGCAACACGUCCAGAACCUGGGAGAUUGCCAACACCAACAAGCUGAACCCCCACAGCAAGAAGCCCGUCUGCUACAAGCUUGUCAGCCGUGAAGUACCUCCCUUGCUCCCCAAGGCAGGUAGUUUGGUCUGGAAACGGGCUGGAUUCGCUAGACAUGCCGUGCAUGUCACUAAGUACUCCGAUGACCAGAUUCACCCCGCCGGUCGCCACGUACCCCAGACCUCUGGUGAACCAUCCCACGGCCUGCCGGCGUGGAUUGAAGCCGCUGGUCCGAACUCCUCUAUCGACAACACGGACGUCGUCCUGUGGCAUACGUUUGGCCUUACGCACUUCCCCUCCCCUGAAGACUACCCCAUCAUGCCUGCUGAGCCAAUGACUUUGCUUCUCCGUCCGAGACACUUCUUUGCGAGGAACCCUGCCUUGGAUGUUCCUCCUAGUUUUGCUCGCACACCGUCGCAGGUUGCUGCUGGCGCUGGAGCAUGCUCUUCUUGUAAGAAGAGUGAUGGAUCUAGUGUUCAGGUCUAG
Molecule: messenger RNA, 2055 nt
Organism: Aspergillus tubingensis
Lineage: Eukaryota; Fungi; Ascomycota; Eurotiomycetes; Eurotiales; Aspergillaceae
Product: peroxisomal copper amine oxidase
Exons: 3
Coding region: 1-2055 (684 amino acids)
Biological process (GO): amine metabolic process
Molecular function (GO): quinone binding; copper ion binding; primary methylamine oxidase activity
Source: RefSeq, a predicted model, not a curated record